ACUUGCUCCCAAGUCUCGUCCCACGUGUCCCCAUCUCUCUCUCUCUCUCCUCCUUCCCCAAAAACCAGUGUAUGUGACCAGUCCUCCUCCUUCGUUUUAGAGAGACGAAGCAGAGACUCUACACCUCCGACCGCGCCCUCUCCACCCGUCAUGGAUCCUCGCGUCUGUGGUGUCUCCGCCCUCCUCCUCCUCCUCCUCCACCUCCUUCUCCCUCCUCUCUCCUCCGCAUUGCCCCACCGCCCCUCCUCCAACUCCACCGCCGGCCAGAUCAACUCCAACUCCGUCCUCGUCGCCCUCCUCGACUCCCACUACACCGAGCUCGCCGAGCUCGUCGAGAAGGCCCUCCUCCUCCAGACCCUCGAGGACGCCGUCGGCCGCCACAACGUCACCAUCUUCGCCCCCCGCAACGACGCCCUCGAGCGCGACCUCGACCCCGACUUCAAGCGCUUCUUGCUUGAGCCUCGCAACCUCAAGUCCCUCCAGACCCUCCUCUUGUUCCACAUUGUGCCCAACCGAAUCGGCUCCCACCAGUGGCCCGCCCCUGAUUCCGGCCCCGCCCGCCACGCUACCCUCGGCUCCGACCACGUCCACCUCACCUUCGCCAAGGGCUCCGGCCAGAAGGCCGUCGACACGGCCGAGGUCGUGCGCCUCGACGACGUCGUGAGGCCGGACGGCGUCAUCCACGGGAUCCAGCGGCUCCUGAUCCCCCGCGCCGUCCAGGAGGACUUCAACCGCCGGAGGAGCCUCCGGUCGAUCUCCGCCGUCCUGCCGGAGGGCGCUCCGGAGGUCGACCCGCGCACCCACCGCCUCAAGAAGCCCGCGCCGCCGGCCCCGGCUGGUUCCCCACCGGCGCUUCCCAUCUAUGACGCCAUGGCCCCCGGCCCGUCCCUAGCCCCCGCGCCGGCGCCGGGCCCCGGCGGCCCGCGCGGACACUUCCACGGCGAGGCCCUGGUGAAGGACUUCAUCCACACGCUCCUCCACUACGGGGGUUACAACGAGAUGGCCGACAUCCUCGUCAACCUGACGUCGCUGGCGGUGGAGAUGGGGCGGCUUGUGUCGGAGGGGUAUGUGCUGACCGUGCUGGCCCCGAACGACGAGGCCAUGGCAAAGCUGACGACGGACCAGCUGAGCGAGCCAGGCGCGCCCGAGCAGAUCGUGUACUACCACAUCGUCCCGGAGUACCAGACGGAGGAGAGCAUGUACAAUGCGGUGCGUCGGUUCGGGAAGGUGCGGUACGACACUCUGCGGCUGCCGCACAAGGUGGUGGCGCAGGAGGCGGACGGGUCAGUGAAGUUCGGCCAAGGGGACGGGUCGGCGUACCUGUUCGACCCGGACAUUUACACGGACGGAAGGAUCUCGGUGCAGGGGAUCGAUGGGGUUCUGUUCCCACCGGAGGAGACGGAGACGGCGCCGGCGAGUAAGACGGUGGCCGAGAAGAAAGUGGUCAAGGCUGUUGCCAAGCCCAGGAGAGGGAAGUUGAUGGAAGUAGCAUGCAGUAUGCUUGGAGCUUUUGGGCAACAUUCUCAAUUUUCCUCAUGUCAAUAAAACAAGUAAAAAAAAUAAUUUUUUUUCUUCAAUUAAACUCUUCAAGGAGGAAAGGCAAAAGCGUGUAUAUGGAGAAAGGUGAAAGCCCAACUCUUUAUUGAGAGGACAAAAAGAGUGUGGUUCUGAAGCUUUGUGUGGGGUUUCUGAGAGCAUCUGUGAAUUAUUUGAUGCUGCAGGAUGACACUCUGGUGGUACAGUGGGAUCCAUAGAUGGGGCUGAGACAUAAAAUGGGGUUCAGAGAUUUUCUCAAACCAUAAAGUAGAAGACGAUGAUGUUUUCCACCCUUUCAUUUACUGGAAAUUUAAUACUGUAAUUACCCAAAAAUCGGAAUUUUUUUUUGUGUAAUUAUUCUUGUGUUGUCACACUGCCACUGCAAAUCCAUGGGCACCAUUCUUGUAAGACUGUCCGUGUUCCUUUUUGCCUGGUAAUUAAUGUACUAAACCUGUCGGUUCCAUGGAAAUUAUAUGAAAAAAAAAAUAUUGCUUCCUA
Messenger RNA from Rhodamnia argentea, 2034 nucleotides. RefSeq names its product fasciclin-like arabinogalactan protein 17. Bases 151 to 1545 code for a protein of 464 amino acids. The transcript is spliced from 2 exons. The record is from RefSeq and is a predicted model, not a curated record. NCBI's taxonomy places the organism in Eukaryota, Viridiplantae, Streptophyta, Magnoliopsida, Myrtales, Myrtaceae.